This is a messenger RNA of Lagopus leucura (white-tailed ptarmigan), 4336 nucleotides long. RefSeq names its product family with sequence similarity 184 member A (gene FAM184A). The record is from RefSeq and is a predicted model, not a curated record. The transcript has 18 exons. Bases 1 to 3426 code for a protein of 1141 amino acids. NCBI's taxonomy places the organism in Eukaryota, Metazoa, Chordata, Aves, Galliformes, Phasianidae.
AUGGCGACCCCGGGGAUGAGCUGGCAGCAGCAGCACGGCUACGGCGGCGGAUCCGCGCCCGGAGCGGGGAAAUUCGGCUCCGGCUCUGCCCCGCCGGGACUAGGAGCCGAGCACAGCCCGGACCUGCACUUCAAAAUGAGCAAGAAGAUCGCCCAGCUCACCAAGGUAAUAUAUGCUUUGAACACUAAAAAUGAUGAACAUGAAGCUGCUAUCCAAGCCCUUAAGGAUGCCCAUGAAGAAGAAAUUCAACAAAUUCUUGCAGAGACAAGGGAGAAGAUCUUGCAGUAUAAAAGUAAAGUUGCAGAAGAAAUGGAUCUUAAGAGAAAGAUCCAGGUUUUGGAGGAGUCACUGGAGGAUCAUAAAAAAAUGAAACAUCAGGCCUUGACUGAAUUUGAAGCGUAUAAGGAUAGAGUGGAAGACAUGCAGCUCUGUGCAGAAGCCCAGCAUGUCCAACGUGUAGUGACCAUGUCAAGAGAAGUAGAAGAGAUCAGGAAGAAGUUUGAGGAAAGGCUACGAAGUUUCAUACAGUUGCAAGUGCAAUAUGAAAAGGACAAGCGUUCAGCUCUGGAAGACUUGAGAGCUGCACAUAGGCUUGAGAUUCAAGAACUUCUGAAGACUCAACAGAAUCAGAAUGCAACCUUGAGUAAAGGGCAAGAAAAGCUAGAGGAACUGCACAGGCUGGAACUUGAAGACUUGAAUAAUAAAGUUGAGGAAUUGAGACUGGAAAGAAAAAAACUCAUUGAGGACUAUGAAGGUAAACUCAGCAAAGCACAGUCCUUCUAUGAACACGAACUUGAUUCAUUGAAAAGAUCCCAGCUUUUUACAGCUGAAAGUCUGCAUGCUUGCAAAGAAAAAGAGGUGGAGCUAAGGAAAGAGUUUCAAAAUCAAGAAAGUAUUUUACGGAAGAAUCUGGGAAAACUUAAAACUGAAUUGCAAAUGGUCCAGGAUGAAGCUGCCAGUCUUCGGGAAAAAUGCCAAAAACUUCAGGUGGCUCUUAGUACAGCAGAAAACAAUGUUCAGGUUCUUCAAAAACAGCUAGAUGACGUGAAGGAGGAAGAGAUGUCAUUGCUAAGCAAACAUAAAGAAGUGGAAAGUGAGCUAGCAGCUGCCAGAGAGCGCUUACAACAGCAGGCCACUGAUCUUGUUCUCAAAGCCAGUCACAUUGGAACGCUUCAAGCUACCCAGAUGACACAAGAAGUUACAAUCAGAGAUUUGGAAUCAGAAAAGUCUAGAUUAAAAGAAAAACUAUCCCAACUGGAAGAGGAAAGAAACUUAUUACAAAGCAAAACACAGAGUCUGGAUGAGCGACAAAGGCAGCAGAUUCUGGCCUUGGAGAAGAAAGUAAAUGAAGCAAGGGAGACGCAGCGUGAAUAUUAUGAGAAGGAGUUGGUAAAACUGCAAGCAAGGUUAGAAGGAGAGGCUGCACAGUUGAAAGAGGCUCAUUCAAAAACAUUAGAAGAAUUGGCGUGGAAACACCAUACUGCAAUCGAGGCUGCACACAGCAACGCUAAUAAGGAUAAGAAAAAACUGCAGAUGGAGUUAGAGCAGCAGUUUGAGAAGGAGAAACUGCAUUUGGAGGAUGACAAGAAUCAGCUUCGACAGCAGCUGGAAAACCUGAGGGAAGAACUGACAACGAAACUGACUUCUGCCAAUCAGGAGGUGUGUCGUCUGCAAGAUCUUGUACGAAAAAGUGAACAAGGCCUUGGUACUGCAGAAGGACAUAUCUCCAGUCUUCAAGAAGCUCAGGAAAUACUACAGAAAGAGCUAGAGUUAACUAGGGCAAGACUGCGAGAGACCACAGAUUCUCUAUAUAAUAUUGAGGGAGAACUAGACCAGGAGAGACAACAGCAUGAGAUAAUGAUUGCUGCCAUGAGAGAAGAAGAAAAGUUCAAAGUUGACAGAAUGGCUCGUGACUUGGAAAUCAAAUGGACAGAAAAUCUUCGACAGGAAUGUAAUAAGCUUCGUGAAGAGCUGAGACUUCAGCAUGAAGAAGAUAAGAAGGCAGCUAUGACUCAACUAUUGCAGCUUAAAGAACGUGAAAAAAAUGCAGCCAGGGAUGGAUGGCAAAAAAAAGUUGAAGAUCUUCUAGACCAGAUCUCCUUGCUCAAGCAGAAUCUGGAGAUGCAGCUUUCCCAGUCACAGAGCUCUUUACAACAGCUGCAAGCCCAGUUCAGUCAGGAGCGUCAGAGGCUGACUCAGGAGAUCCAGGAAUUAGAAGAAGAGCAUCAGCAAAGGCAUAAGUCACUUCAGGAAGCUCACAUCCUUGCUUUUCAAAAUAUGGAAGAAACAAAAGAGCAAGAACAAAAGGAAUUAGAAGAACGUUUACAACAAAAGCAUUCAGAAGAACUUCAGGCACUGAAAGAAACACACAAACAAGCCAUGGAAGGUUUCAAAUUGGAGAUGGAACAGGAACUUCAGACUCUGCGAUUUGAGCUGGAGGAUGAAGGAAAAGCUAUGUUAGCUUCCUUGCGCUCAGAGCUAAAUCACCAACAUGCGGCAGCAAUUGACCAACUGAGGCACAACCAUCAGCAAGAACUGGUAGCUGCUAAAAUGGAACUUGAAAGAAGCAUAGAACUUGGCAGACGACAGGAGAAAGAAUUUUUAUGCCGAAUAUCAGAUCUACAAGAUGAACUGAGACAUCGAGACCAUCAUAUAGCUGAACUGGACAAAGAGAUUCUGCAUCUUCAUGACAAUAUAAGUGCAUUGACCAAGGAACUAGAGUUUAAAGGAAAAGAAGUCCUCAGAAUACGCAGUGAAUCUAACCAACAGAUCAGGAUGCAUGAGCAAGAUUUAAGCAAGAAACAUGAGAAAGAGCUGGAUGUCUUGACAGCAGAUCACAUCAGAGAGAAACAAAGCAUGCUGGCAGAUUUUAAUAAGACCCAAGAGCUGCUCAAGGAAAUUAAUUCAGCUUUACAAGUUUCUUUAGAAGAAAUGGAAGAAAAAUAUAAAAACAGAGAAUCAAGACCAGAAGACUUGCAGCUUAUCUCAGAACUGAAAGACCUAAUUGCAGAACGGGACCAACUCAUAAAGAAAUUGAUCGAGGACAAAAAGUUCUAUCAGCUGGAGCUAGUUAACAGGGAGACUAACUACAACAAAGUGUUUAAUGCAAGCCCUAAUGUUGGUGUUAUUAAUCCAUUGGUGAAGCAAAAGAAGAAGAACGAUAAGUCAACAAACAGGUUUGUGAGUGUCCCCAAUCUAAGUGCUCUGGAAUCUAGCGGAGUGGGCAAUGGACAUCCUAACCGCCUGGACCCCAUUCCUAACUCACCCAUCCACGAUAUUGAGUUCAACAGCAGCAAACCACUGCCACAGCCAAUACCACCCAAAGAGCCCAAGACGUUUUUGAGCCCUCCUCAGACUGAUGCUUCACCAGUGGCUUCACCAGAUCCACAGCGCCAGGAGUGGCUCGCCCGAUACUUCACAUUCUGAGAGAUGAUUUGUUUUUGUGGCACAGCGUGAUGUGGACUGUUUAUAAGAGCAUGACCUUAAGUAAACCCUCAUGUGAACAAGCUUUCCUGUAAUUUGUCAAACACUGUGAAUGAGAAAAUAUUUGUCUUUCUGAUUUGAAAAUGCACUGUAUUUCAUGUGAUAUUUGUUGAAAUCACUUGACAUGGUAUUAUAUAAUGUGUGUAAUUAUUAUUUUUACUUAAGAUGGAAGGAUCUUUAAACUUUGUAAUUACUACAUAAUAAAUUUUGGUAGAACAAACGUAAUGCUUUCCCCCUUUUUCCUAUAAAUGUGUUUUCUUUUAGGUAAGGCUUCCUCCCAAAAAAAUCGCAUGGUUGUUAUAAAUACAAUGUAAUUUGUGAAAGGAAAAAUUCUCUCCAAUUUGGACAGAGUAUGUCUAAUCCAUCCCAGUUCUAUUCUGUUACUUUGUAGCAUUUUAAAAACUGUCCCCUUUCUAACAUUUAAAAGGAAGAAUAUAAAUUCUGUGGAAAUCAGUGUAGAUGCUCAGAGUAAGAAGGCCAUAAAAAAGAAGCUGGAAUUUUUUGACUGGGACAGAUUUUUGACACUUUAACCGAUGCCCAUGAGACUUUACCUUCUAGUUAUUAUCUAACAUCUUGUCAUCGGAUUGAAACAGCAACUGUUCACACAAAUUGUGCAUUUAUGUUAUGAAUAUUAACAAAGACAUGCGUAAAACCUGUGGAAUACCAUACUACAUAUCUCUGCAUAAAUCAAAAGUCUACGUUUGGGGCAUAAAGUCUUGCUUUAGAUAAAAUUCAUGUCUGAAAUGGUAAAUAAUCAAACUCAAAAAACUUUUUGCCAUUUAUACGCACUAGAGAUACAGAUCUUUAAAAAUUAAUUACCUUCAGUUGUCUGUAUUAAGAGUUUUAAUGUCUA